Fusarium redolens is the source of this 1382-nucleotide messenger RNA. Its product is annotated as mitochondrial carrier domain-containing protein. The transcript is spliced from 4 exons. Bases 187 to 1143 code for a protein of 318 amino acids. The record is from RefSeq and is a predicted model, not a curated record. Gene Ontology annotation, molecular function: thiosulfate transmembrane transporter activity; succinate transmembrane transporter activity; sulfate transmembrane transporter activity. Gene Ontology annotation, biological process: thiosulfate transport; malate transmembrane transport; oxaloacetate transport. Lineage: Eukaryota; Fungi; Ascomycota; Sordariomycetes; Hypocreales; Nectriaceae.
UUUUUUUUUUUCCCUUCCCACAUCAUCCACUUCUUAUCUCAACUUGACUUAACUUGCGAGACAAGUCAAGUUAUGGACUCUUCAGUUGAUCGACAUUGAGCAGCUUAACUUUAGAUAGUCUAAGCUAAACUCGUCUUUUUUCCCACUCUUGCUUUGGCUUGUGAAACUAAAAAACCAACGCACGUCAUGGCCACCACUCAGGGAGCAAUGAGCAAAACGACCGAGACGGCGCCUGUAAAGGCGGGAAAGGCGACGGCUGAUGCGAAGAAGACGACGAUAAGAUAUCCUUUUUGGUUUGGCGGAAGUGCCAGUAGCAUGGCAGCUUGCGUUACACAUCCUCUGGAUCUUGUCAAGGUUCGUCUUCAAAUGCGCACAGGCAAUGCGCCUAAGAACAUGGUCGGCACAUUCGUCCACAUUCUUCGUCACGAUGGUCCCCUCGGUCUUUACAGCGGUAUAUCCGCCUCCCUACUACGCCAGAUGACAUAUUCAACUGUGCGAUUCGGCGUCUACGAAGAGGUCAAGACACGUCUUACACGCCGUAACGAAGGUCGCGAUCCAUCCUUUGUAACACUCGUUGCUCUAGCCGCUGGAUCUGGUUUCAUAGGAGGUAUUGCUGGAAACUUUGCAGAUGUUCUCAACGUGCGUAUGCAACAUGAUGCUGCGCUCCCUCCUGCUGAGCGUCGAAACUACCGCCAUGCUUUUGACGGCAUGGUUCGUAUGGCGCGUGAGGAAGGGCCCAAGAGCAUGUUCCGUGGUUGGUUGCCCAACAGCGGACGUGCCAUGUUCAUGACUGCUGGCCAGCUUGCCAGUUACGAUGUCUCAAAGAGUCUGCUUCUUCAGUAUACGCCCAUGGAGGAUAACCUCAAGACUCACUUUACUUCUUCGUUCAUCGCUGGUUUGGUAGCUGCUACUGUAACAAGCCCCAUCGACGUUAUCAAGACUCGUGUUAUGUCUUCCGCGUAUGAUCACAACAUCCUGCAUCUCAUUCGCGACAUUCACCGAACUGACGGUCUAAUGUGGAUGUUCAAGGGCUGGGUUCCCAGCUUCCUCCGACUCGGACCACAAACUAUUUGUACAUUUGUCUUCCUAGAGAUGCACCGAAAGGCCUACCGCAAGGUAAAGGGCUUGGACACUAACCUGUAGACUUGACAUGACAUGAUAGACCAGGAAGAAGGGCAUGUUUUGGCGUUGUCGUUUUGUCGUUUCGUCACUCAAGAGCGGUGAUCAUUCUGUUGGCGUUACUGCUUUGUUAUUCAAAAUCUCUUAUAUGAGCUUCUUGUUUGGGAGAACCUGUUUUGUAAAACUUACUCAACAUAGAGGAGGAUAGGGGCGGGUAUAGAAGUUAGCAUUGUUGUUCAAAGCACUAAAAUGUAUACGUCGUA